This is a messenger RNA of Vespula vulgaris, 3623 nucleotides long. Its product is annotated as zwei Ig domain protein zig-8-like. The transcript has 8 exons. The record is from RefSeq and is a predicted model, not a curated record. Gene Ontology annotation, biological process: synapse organization. NCBI's taxonomy places the organism in Eukaryota, Metazoa, Arthropoda, Insecta, Hymenoptera, Vespidae. Gene Ontology annotation, cellular component: neuron projection membrane. The coding region runs from base 1249 to 2262 and encodes 337 amino acids.
CUUUUAUACCUCGAACGCGAGAUCUUCGAAAGAGAUCUAAAGAGAGAGAGAAAGAGAGUUUCCUUCGCUAGGUUUUUUUUUUCGAACCACGCUAAUUGGAGUUAAUCCUCGAGAUUCUUUUUCUCUUUGCUUUAACGAUAUUUCGAAGAACUUCUCUUUGAAAGGGCGGCAAAAAUUUGAAGAACUCUUUCGAGGUUCGAUAUUCGUAUGAUUCGUUUUUCUUUAAAAAUCGUCUUUCUUCAAUAGCUUCGAAUCGAUUUCGACGAUCGAUAAUUCAACGCGUAGCGUGUUAGGUAUUUCUUUUAUCCACUGAAUGUAGGUAAGCGAAGGAGGCGCGGUGUGUCAGUGAAAAGACCAUCCUUUACGACGGCAAUCGCGCGCGAAAUGGAUUCUAUCGUAUCACGACGAACAUUCUACACGUUCAAUUUAACGUUGUGCUCUCGAAGAAAUAUAUACCAGGAUAGAUAGAUAGAUAGAUAGAUAGAGAGAGAGAGAGAGAGAGAGAGAGAGAGAGAGAGAGAGAGAGAGAGAGAGAGAAAAAGAAAGCAAAUAAUAAUUUUCCAUGGCUCUUCACUCGACACAUCGUUAUAUUGGCGAAGCGAAUAGGAGGAUCGAUAGCUUUUCGAAAUUCCUUCGAGCGCUGAGAAAUUAUGAACCGUAACGCAGUCGACUGGAUUAUUUUGGAGAAUGGAGCGAAAAUCGAAAAUAGAUUGGAGUAUCUUCGUCGAGAGGAAAACAAUGGGGAUAUUCACAGUGACAAUAUUAUUGUAUCUAAUUCGUGUGCUGUAGUGUGUUUUUGCACGAUUGAAAACAUUGAGAGAACACCCAGGAUUGUUUACAAGGCAAGGUUGUACCGACCUUUGUAGUAGCUUUGUUGUUUUACAAGGACUGUUCCGCUCAGACGUUCCGCGACCGUUCACGAAGAUACAUAUCAAAGGAGAUUCACUGACGACGCUUUUGAAAUACGCAUAAAGUUAAAAAUGUUAACAAAUUUUGCGAUGAAUCGAAAGAACGAGGGAAAGGAAAGGCGAAAUUACAUUUACGACUGCAACGUCCUCGACGCACGUGCUCCGACGUUAUUACACAAUUUCGCGUUUCUCGUGCGAGGGUAGAAGAGGAGAAGAAAAAGAAGAGGUAGAGGGUAUUACCGUGGGACAUUAUCGAAGUUCCUUUUAAACGAGUCGUGUGCGUAAACGUGCGUGCGUGUAUGUACAAGGCUGGAACGAAAAGUAUGCGGCACCGUGCAAGAUGAAGGGGCCAAGAAUCAGUGGCCUACCGAGUGAGAAAAAGCUGGACUUCUGCCAAAAGGCACGUCAGGAGUGUUGGCGAGUGUUGCUUACGUACUUGAGCUUCUGUGCGUUGCUGCCCGGCACCAUUCUUUCAGAACCUGCUCAUAUACGUGAAGUGUCCAAAGGAAAUUCUCGUCGGAACGUCAACGAUGCCACUAACGAUUCCGUCGGCACGGAUUUGCCCAUUUUCGAGCCGACUGCUCCGAAUGUUACGGCAUUCGUUGGGCAAACGGUGUAUCUACCAUGUCGAGUGCGAAAAUUGGCCGACAAAGUGGUAUCUUGGAUGAGAAUCAGGGACCUUCAUAUACUUACGGCAGGCACCGUGGCCUUCAGUAGCGAUACGAGAUUCCAUCCGCAACAUACUCCUGGGAGUGACGCUUGGACCCUCAGGUUGGAUAAUGUUAAAAAAACGGAUUCGGGCGUAUACGAGUGUCAAGUAAAUACAGAGCCGAAGAUUAUGUACGCAGUUCGAUUAUCUGUUAGAGAGCCCGAUAAACCAGAGGGUUACGACGAGCCGCAUUCUCAACAAACACGCAUAAGUUACGAAAGUACAGCACCCGUGGCGGCCAUAAUGGGUCCUCGGGAGCAAAGGGUGCCAUCGGGGUCGACGAUCACCCUAAGAUGCGUCAUAUCGUCUCCAUAUCAGACUCGUCCCAUCAGGGGUGUACAAUGGCUUCAGGAUAACAAACUCCUAACAUUCCAGGCAGCUCGCGGUGGUAUAAACGUGGAAACUGAAAAAGGUGCGGCACAAACGGUCUCCGAAUUGACUUUAGCUGCCGUCACGGAAGAUGACACAGGGAAAUAUUCAUGCAGACCAGCGGAAGGACGAUUAGACACUGUGAUGCUGAUCGUCGAGCCAGGAGAACGUACGGAAGCCAUGCAACGUGACGCCGAAUACAUCUCUUCCGGAAAUGACGUCAGCCACUGGUCCGGGCUUUUACUUCCGUUGUCAUGGUUUCUAAUACUAGCAUGAAUGAAACAGCCGAUUUUAACCGCAAUAGUCCGAAACUCAAAGUAUUUUCUAUUCAUAAUAUUUCUAUCUCUUUCUAUAUCUCUUAAAUCUUUCUAUUUUCACAUGAGAAGUACCUAAAGAAACAAAAAAGACUAAGAAAGCUUACGUCUUAUGAGAAAGGGAGAAUACAGGCGCGUUUAAUAAGUUUCAUAAGAUUAUUGCUCUUUUUAUAGUGAGAAAAUGGACGAUAUCAGAGACGCGUUGUUCCCUGACAAAAAGAAAAAAAAGAAAGAAAGCGUCUUGUCGUUCACGUUUAAGUUAGUAAUUUAUACACGAUCCUUUUUUUUUUACAACGAAAUCGCAUGCACUUUGUGUGCAAACUUAUUACCUAUAAAGGUAUACCGUUUUUUCUUUGCACAUUUUACGAGGGUAAACACAUGGAAGCAUACGUGAACACGUUUAAGUAUAUACAUGCACACGUAUACUGUUCAACCAUUUAACUUCUCGUUCGUUUCUCAUUAAUCGGACCUACUUUAAUUAUUUCUGCUUAGAUACGUAUUAUCGUUAAUUCAGUUAGUCGUUUAAGAAUCUACUUUUUAAAGUCAAAAAGAAACUUCGAUCGACCAAUGGUCGAAAACUCAGGCAUCUCAUUGAAGAAAUAGAGCAAGGAUUUUUUUUCUCUCUUUUUUUUUUUUAUAAGAACGACGACGAUAAAAUGUUGAAGUGAUAGAGGAGGGGGUAGGAAGGACAGAGGGGGCUACGCUUGACUCGCAUUAAAUCUUUUUCAUCGUUAACUUAUUUUCUUCGCAAAUAAUUUAGAGAGCGAGCGAGUCACGAUACUUCAUUUCGUUCACGACGUGCGAAGCCAUUCGUGUCCUUUGGCCGUUCUCUCUCUUUUUCGCUCUCUUGUGAGCGCGCGAUAGCAUCUCUUUAAAUGACGCUUUUAGGACCAGUAAGAUUAAAGUGAGCAAGAUGCGUCAAAGGACGCGGAAGUAAUUUGAUAUCGCAUAUCGUAGCCUGGUUCAGCCUUCAGAUACAUACUUCUUCUUUUCUUUUUUGAUUUUUUUUUUUUUGUAGGACAUGCAUAUACUUUUUGAUUCAGACCAGAAAUUCUGAAUAUAGUGGAAACGUUCUUUACGAAAAGUGCAACGUGGACGCCUCGUUCCAACGUUUCAUCACCGAGAGAAAUCUAGAAGUUGAUCUCACACGCUUUAGAUAAAUCUGUCUCGUCGCAGGGUAAAUCUUAGUCGAUUGGAGUAAGGCUAGUUAGUUGUUAUAUAUUUUUCUUUUCUUUUCUUUUCUUUUCUUCUCUCUCUUUUUUUUUAUUUUCUUUUUUAUAGGAAUAAGUCACCGACGAACGCACAUAUGUAUCAGGGUCAUAG